This is a messenger RNA of Epithele typhae, 1086 nucleotides long. RefSeq lists its product as uncharacterized. Gene Ontology annotation, cellular component: cytoplasm. The transcript has 4 exons. Bases 1 to 1086 code for a protein of 361 amino acids. NCBI's taxonomy places the organism in Eukaryota, Fungi, Basidiomycota, Agaricomycetes, Polyporales, Epitheliaceae. The record is from RefSeq and is a predicted model, not a curated record.
AUGCUCCCUCUCCCCGUCUCCCUCUCCUCGCUCACUGCCCGGGGCGGUCGCCUCGGACACCGCUACUCCCGCUCAACGCACGACGUUCUCCGCACUCGCGCGCGCGUCACCAACCUCUCCGUCCUCCUCCUCGCUCUUUCGCUGCCUGCUCCGUCCUCUCAACCUCUCGUACUACUUUGCCUCGUCGUCUUCCUUCGCCCCCGACCGCGGGUACAAGCUCCCCAACGACGCAGCCGAGGCCACAUGGGCACACGACGGGCCGUACGCACCCCAUGGGCGAUGUGGGAGACGGUCGCGCGGGAUAGGAAGCUGGAGGGCCUGGACCAUCUCGUGCUCGUGCCCGGACACGCGGUGUGGACGGGGAACAGCGUGGAGGAGGGGCUGGACGAAGACCACUGGAUCCUGGAGCCGUACCAGCGCGGCGGCGGACGCGUGCAGGCCUUCGUCCGGCACAUCCUCGCUGCGUCCGACAUUGCUCGAGCAGACACGCACGCCCUCCUUGUAUUCAGCGGUGGCCAAACACGGCUCGCGGCGACGUCAACGGAGGCAGAGUCGUACCUCCGCCUCGCGCACCUCUCCUCCCUGCUCCCCUCCGCGUCGUCGCCCGCAGCGUCGCCCCACACGCCCGUGCUGCGCGCGACGACGGAGGAGCACGCGCUGGACUCGUUCCAGAACCUGCUCUUCUCCCUCGCGCGCUUCCGCGAGUACACCGGGCGGUGGCCCGCGCGCGUCACCGUCGUCGGCUACGAGAUGAAGCGGCGGCGGUUCGCGGAGCUCCACCGCGCCGCGCUGCGCUGGCCCGCGGACCGGUUCGAGUACGUCGGCAUCGACCCGGACGGCGAGGACGCGGCGACGGCCGCGCAGGGCGAGCUGCAAAACGGCUACAAGCCGUACAGGGAAGACCUCUACGGCUGCCACGGCGUCCUGCUCGCCAAGCGGCGGUCGCGGAACCCGUUCUCGCGCUUCCACUCGUACUACUCCUCCACCCCAGAGAUCGGCCCGCUCCUCAACUGGUGCCCUGGCCGCCCAGACGGGGGCCAGACAGAGAUCUACCCCGGGCCGCUGCCGUGGGACGAACCCAAGUGA